Geodia barretti is the source of this 2524-nucleotide messenger RNA. NCBI's taxonomy places the organism in Eukaryota, Metazoa, Porifera, Demospongiae, Tetractinellida, Geodiidae. The record is from the annotation of a GenBank genome assembly.
CACACUAGCUAGCUGAGCUACAGAGGUGUUUUUGGGAGCAUGACCGACGAGGCAGGCUUUAUCCUCGCUCUAAAGGUGGUAUCGGGGAUAACGUGCCUACUGUCGAUCCUGGGAGCGGGACUGAUCAUCGCCACCUAUGUCGCAUUCCGAGACCUGCGGACGGUGGCCCGGCAGCAGUUGGUGAACCUCUCCCUGGCCGACAUGACCGUAGCCGCAUCCCACUUUGUCGGUCUGGCUGCGUUGCAGGUGGAAAACUACGAAACCCCGCACAAUAGCGACGGAAAUGGUAGCGGCAACGCUUUCAACUACUCUACUGCGGAGCAAGACACCCUGUGCAAAGUGCAGGGAGGAUUCACGAUGUUGGGGACGCUCGCGUCGUUUCUCUGGACGCUGGCGCUGGGUUUCUAUAUGCUAAUGGUCAUAGUGCUAAAGCGAACGGACGUCGCGCGCUACCUGUUGUUCUUCUACUAUCCCAUCUGCUGGGGUGUACCGUUGACACUGACGCUAUGGUUUGGACUGGUGAAACCGACAUACUUGGGGUUUGGCGAAGGAGCAGAUAUAGGGUGGUGCUAUAUUAGAGUUGUUCAAAAAUCGAAUGGCAAUGUCGAUCAUUCCACAACGGUUUUAGCAGAAGUUCUGGGGUAUGAGCUGUGGUUCUAUGUGACCUUUGUUUCCCUAGCAGCCAUCUACAUCACUAUGCUAUUCUACCUCAAAUAUAAGGGUAUGAAGAUUAAAAAGCACUGGAAAUAUACUGAUCUGAAACUGGUACUUGUUCCCCUCAUCUUUAUUCUGCUUCGAAUGUGGAGUGGUAUUAUCGACAUACUUCACUAUGCAACACUGGGUGACAAAAGCCCUCGUAAUCUGGAUGACACUGGUGGAUUUUAUGCACUAGUGCUACUAGCAGGUGUUGGAGACUCAGCACAAGGGCUCGCCAACGCCGUGCUGUUCUGUGCCUUCACCAGGCAGGUUCGCAACAGGUUACUGGAAACAGCCCGUUCCCAUCUCUGCUGCUUCUGUCCCGACUCCUACCUCCGACUUAGGACCAGUGAGAGGUUCUCCGACAUGGUUGUUCACGAAGCCACGACUCAGCUGGAUGGAGACAGUGUGUGCGAAGAGACUGUAAGGCAACACACAGAUGGAUACUGGGAGACCUCUUUGAUUUUGGACAACAUCCCAGAAAAAUAUGGGACAUAGUCUCUGAUGUAGAAUAAGUAGAUUAAUUGCGCAUGCGCGAUAACCCCUUGAAGGCGGGGCUUGUAAUGCAACAAAACGUGCCCCACCCCUCUGAGGCUGAGGAUCGAGGAGAGUGUGUGAGGACGGCAGGCGAAGGAUGGACCCGUUUUUUCUCUCCAUAAGGAUAGUGGUCGGAACUACGUGUGUCGUGUCGGUCUGCGGCGCGUGUCUGAUCAUUCUCACCUUCUUGGCGUUCAAGGACCUGCGGACGCUGGCGAGACAGCAGCUCGUGAACCUGUCAGUCGCCGACAUCUUGGUGGCCGGCUCUCACCUCCUCGGCCUCGCAGCUCUGAGAGUAGAGAACUACGACCCAUGGACUGACAUGGACGAAGGGAGCAAUCACACGAACGACACCCCCGCCGGUAACUCGACGAUGUUGUGCCAAGUACAGGCCUCAUUCACCAUGUUUGGAACGAUCGCGUCUUUCCUCUGGUCGCUUGCCCUUGGAUUCUACAUGCUGAUGAUCAUUGUGCUGAGAAGACCGGAUAUUGCCCGCUAUCUCCUGGUCCUCUACUACCCCGUGUGCUGGUUGAUACCGCUCGCAUUGACUCUAUGGUUUGCACUGGCGAAUCCAACCUACUUAGGAUAUUCAAAGUCAGAUAUUGGAUGGUGUUAUGGCAGGCGCAUUCCCGAUGACGACACUAAAAGCAUUCUCGGGUAUCUGCUGGGGUACGGGCUGUGGUUUGCCAUAACUAUAGUAGCUUUGGUUGUGAUCUACUCCACAAUGCUCUGCUACUUAAAAUUUAGGGUCGGUAUGUUAAUUGAUGACGUCCUUGCUCAAGAUUUGAGUGAUUUUCCCCCCAACAGAACACCAGGAGAGCAGCAGAACAAGAGAAGCACUGACUUCAAACUCGUCCUCAUUCCCCUCAUCUUCUUUCUGCUGCGCUUCUGGAGUGUUGUUCUUGACAUUGACACCUUUCGUCUUGCUCCACAUCACUAUAAUAAAAAUGGAACUCGUGCACUGAUACUGUUGGCCGGCAUUGGAGAUUCCGCACAGGGACUAGCCAAUGCUGUCCUGUUUUGUGCCUUCACCAAACAGGUCCGGGAGAAACUCAAGAGGUCUCUCCUCUCCUGUCUCUGCUGCUACUGUCCCAGUGUCUACUCUCGUUUGCGUCAGAGAUGGCCGAGCAGCUCUGUUACGAGUUCAGGUCUGGGAGUAAGUCACGAGACUACGACGCAGCUGGAGAGCGAGAGCACACGCAGCAUGGCUGCUGAGUCGUACCAAGGAGACCAGAUGCCCACGACCAGUGACCUAGUGUCAGAGACGGAAAGGACUAAUCUUUUGAGAUGA